Molecule: messenger RNA, 4095 nt
Organism: Colletotrichum chrysophilum
Lineage: Eukaryota; Fungi; Ascomycota; Sordariomycetes; Glomerellales; Glomerellaceae
Exons: 1
Coding region: 1-4095 (1364 amino acids)
Biological process (GO): phosphorylation; phosphorelay signal transduction system
Molecular function (GO): phosphorelay sensor kinase activity
Source: RefSeq, a predicted model, not a curated record
AUGCAUCCUCCCCCGCUCCUCGGUGUGGGCAUCGUUGACCUGCUCGAGUCCGACCCCCGACCGAGCUUUGUUGUUGCCCUUGCUGCUUCGUUCAAGGAUCCCUCUCGCGCCGAGGUCGUCUACAACAACCCAGCUCUGACAGGCAAGCCCGCCCUUCUCGAGGUGUUACAGGCCAUAUCGAGCCUCGACCACACGAGAUUUUGGGACUGGAUCACCGCACAGGACGUAAACCCACCGCAGUCCUUCUUGUAUAACAACCACUUCUGGACUCGCAGUGUUGUACAAUCCAAAUGGGUCGUGGUGAGCUCCAACGACUUCCCGCCCAUGACAGAGCCGCCUAGGAAGAUACGCCUCGACGGAUCGCGAGGACGAGAAUCCAGCAGCGGGAUCCUGCACCCGCACACCUCUACUGUUCCGUCCAUGUCUUCACCAGACUCAUCUGAAGAGGAUCUCCCGCAUCCUCGUAUCGUUCGAGCAACUACCGAGCCUCCGUUGGUUUUGCCCGACUUCAUGCCGGAUCAGGAGCCAUUCCUCGAUAUGGUUGACAGCGUCAACUGGAGCGCAACUCCAUUAGGACCCAUGGACCGAUGGCCUUCCAUGCUGCAUCAGUCUUACAGCCAGAUUUUGUGCAACUCCCAGCCCACGGCCAUCUACUGGGGACCCAAGUUUACCACCGUCUACAAUGAGGCAUACGGAGAGAUGAUCGGCUCGCGGCACCCCAAUCUGCUUGGUCGUCCUGUGACGGAAGUUUUUCCAGAAAUCACGGAUCAGUUGAGAGGCAUGAUGGAGAAUCCAGGACAGAGUCGCCGGGCAAGCAGCGAGGAGGAGUUCUGCUUCUUCGUCGAACAACGAGACGGCCCUCCUCUGGAAACCUACCUGAAAUGGUCCCUCGUCCCCGUCAUCCACAACAGCGAAUGCCUCGGAUUCAUCCAUCUGAUAUCCGACACAACCAUGUACCACCUUUUCCGCAGGCGAAUCCAGAUGCUGGUCGACAUGGGCGAGGAACUGGUGACCGCCAAGGACGUCAAAUCGUACUGGAGCAAGCUCAUAGAAGAGCUUUCAGAAUGCGACCCGGCGUACGACAUCCCGCUCGCUAUGCUGUAUUCGAUUGAGCGCGAAGGUUCGUCGGAAUCUGGCAGCGAGUCGCGACACAACUUCGACUACAUCUGCCGUUUGGAGGGGGCUCUCGGCGUUCCAGCCCACCACCCGAUCAUGCCUGAGUACCUGCGUCUAAAGGAAACAGACGCGGGUCUGGCCUCGCGGUACCGUGCAGCGUUGCGCAGCCAGGGACCACUGAUCAUCAGCACCUCCGACGGCAGCUUGCCGAAGGAGCUGCUGACGGGCUUGCAGUGGCGUGGUUUUGGGGACCCGUGCGAAACAGCCAUCGUCUUGCCCAUCCGACCGACGAAGGAGGAAGAAGUCAUGGGGCUGCUCGUGCUUGGGCUGAACCCUCGACGGCCAUAUGACGAUGCCUACACACUGUAUAUCCAGCUUCUCGCCCAAAAGCUAACCACAUCAUUAGCAUGCACUGUCCUGUUGGAGGAAGAAAGGCGAAGGGGACGAAAUGCAGCUGAACAGGCCGCCUAUGACCAGGCUAUGCUGAAAGAAAAGCUUGCUUACCAAACAAAGGAGGCCAUUGAGUAUACAAGGCUGUUCCAAACCGUAUCCGACUUCAUCCCCAAUGGGUUCUCUAUUGGAGACCACCAAGGGAACAUCACAUUCGCCAAUGGCCUUUGGUAUCGCAUCACAGGCUACCCCGACAGCCAGGCUGAGGAUGGGGGCGCAUUCUCUUAUGUUCUUGAAGGAGAUCGAGAAAAGAUACGCGAGGCAUACAAAGAGCUGCGGACAAAAGACGAGGUUGAGUUUGAGUUCCGCGUACGAGGAACUGAGCACACCAACGGACUCCUCUCGCGCCGCUCACCAUUCAAGGCCGAUUUGUGCAGCGACCUCGAUGAUGAAAUGGAGCGGUAUGUCAUGGCCCAAGCAAAGGCGGAACGCUCCAUGGACGGGACCAUUAUUCGAACUUUCACCUGCCUGACGGACGUCACAGCACACAAGAGAACGGCUGACGAAGCAACCAGGAGGACUCAGCAGGCAGAGAACCUGAAGAGAAUGGCUGAGCUGGCAACAGUGGGAAUGUUUGACAUGGAUACCGCAGGACGUUUGAUUGGUGCAAACAAUGCUUUCUUCGAGCUGUGUGGCAUCGAGAAGGUUGAUCCAAUGCAACGCGAAGUGAGGCCGUGGCAAGUGUCUGUGGUCCAGGAGGACCUCCCGAUCCUGACCGAGAGCUUAAACCGCCUCGUAUCCGUGAAGAAGCCGCAGACCGCUGAAAUCCGAUUGAAAACCACUUGGACAGCUGACGAUGCCGGAGGAAACCAGAUCACGGCACCGCGAUGGGUAAAUGCCACCUUCAUGCCAGUCAGCAACUCGGAUGGCAUCGUCCAAUCAUUUACUGGCUGCAUCAGCGAUGUUUCUCUGCAAAAAUGGCAGCUUGAGCUGGAAACGCAACGUACCGAAGAAGCCAUCGACUCGAAGCGGCAGCAGGACAACUUCAUCGACAUGACAUCUCACGAAAUGCGCAACCCUCUCAGUGCCAUUGUCCACUGUUCUGACGCCAUCAUUGCUUCCCUCGCGAGAUGCGAGGAGCUUGUUGAACGCCCGCGUACCCCCGUGACAAAAUACAAGCCAUCAACGGAGGAGGAUGGAGACAGGCACUUUGACGUGAAGCAGCUGCUUUCCGACAGCAUUGAAAACGCCGAGACGAUUGUUGCCUGUGCUCAGCACCAGAAGCGGAUUGUGGACGACAUUCUGACUAUGUCGAAGCUGGACUCGAAGCUGCUGGCUGUCACGCCCUGCACGGUCGACCCGGUACAAAUUGGAGAGGAAGCUAUUAAGAUGUUUGACGUGGAAGCACGUCGCGUGGAUAUCGACCUCAAAAUGAAGGUUGAUAAGUCUUACCGAGAGCUCGGCUACAACUUUCUCGACCUCGACCCGUCUCGCGUCAAGCAAGUUCUCAUCAAUCUACUCACCAACGCCCUCAAGUUUACCAAGUCAGGCUCUAUUCGGAAUGUAUCAGUCAGCAUCAAAGCCUCCCGAACACGGCCCACGGACGAAGAUUCUGCGGUCACUUUCAUCCCGCGGUCAUGCAAAGAGGAAUCGGAAUAUGAACAGCCCGCCCUUGACGACCGAAGGGACCCGGUGUAUCUCAUGUUUGAGGUCAAGGACACCGGCCAGGGUCUCUCGGAAGAUGAGAAGGCGAACCUCUUCAACAGGUUUGUGCAGGCAAGCUCGCGUACACAUGUGAAAUACGGCGGUUCCGGUCUGGGCUUGUUCAUAUCAAGGCGCCUGACGGAGCUGCAAAGGGGCGCGAUCGGCGUAUCAAGCCUGCCAGGUGUUGGAUCGACGUUUGCCUUCUUCAUCGAGGCAUACGUCCCGUCGGAAGCAUCGAGGAGAGAGGCCGAGUCCGCGGCCGCGGCUGUAAGAAUGACAACAGCGGCCACUGCAACCAGCACUCCACUCUCGGCACCGAGGACCAAAUCCAACGCAAACGACCAGAGGACACCUGGCUCACGACCAAAGCCAAACAUCCACGAUCCUCGCCUCGAUGGCAUUCUGGUUGUGGAGGAUAACCUAAUCAAUCAGCAGAUCACCAGGAGAGGCCUCUGCGACCGAGGCUUCCAGGUUGAUGUGGCCAAUCACGGCGUCGAAGCUUUGGAAAGGCUCAUGCAGUCCACGUCGCUGCAGCAUCAGGAGGAACAGGAGUACUUUAGCCGCAGCGUCUCGAGCAUUCAGGGCCCCCCUGUGCCUAUCAACAUGAUCCUGAUGGACAUAGAGAUGCCAAUCCAGGACGGCUUGACAUGCACAAGACGCAUUCGAGAGCUGGAAGGCGAAGGGCAGGUGUUCUGCGCCAGUGGCGGCCGAAUUCCCAUCAUCGCCGUCAGCGCCAACGCCAGGCCGGAGCAGAUGCAACAAGCCAAGAGCGCGGGGUGUGACGACGUGCUCGUCAAGCCCUAUCGGAUGCCGGAGCUGAUUGAGAAGAUGCAGGUGGUCGUCCGUCGGAUGGGGGGACUGUCUCCAGCGUCACCCGUACUAUAA